Messenger RNA from Staurois parvus, 622 nucleotides. The record is from the annotation of a GenBank genome assembly. Lineage: Eukaryota; Metazoa; Chordata; Amphibia; Anura; Ranidae.
CUGCUCUGCAGUCCGGUCCUGUAUGCUGUAUGUCCGCAGUCUCUGGUCAUCCCCUGUACUGUGUCGGCAGUCUCUGGUCAUCCCCUGGACUGUGUCCGCAGUCUCUGGUCAUCCCCUGGACUGUAUCGGCUGUCUCUGGUCAUCUCCUGUACUGUGUCCGCAGUCUCUGGUCUGGUCAUCCCCUGUACUGUGUCCGCAGUCUCUGGUCAUUCCCUGUACUGUGUCCGCAGUCUCUGGUCAUCCCCUGGACUGUGUCCGCAGUCCCUGGUCAUCUCCCGUAGUACACCUGCAGUCUCUGGUCAUCUCCUGUAGUACGUCCGCCGCAGUCUCUGGUCAUCCCCUGGACUGUGUCCGCAGUCUCUGGUCAUCCCCUGGACUGUAUCCGCAGUCUCUGGUCAUCCCCUGUACUGUGUUUGCAGUCUCUGGUCAUCUCCUGUACUACGUCCGCAGUCUCUGGUCAUCUCCUGUACUACGUCCGCAGUCUCUGGUCAUAUCCUGUAGUACGUCCGCAGUCUCUGGUCAUCUCCUGUACUACGGCCGCAGUCUCUAGUCAUCUCCUGUACUACGUCCGCAGUCUCUGGUCAUCUCCUGUAGUACGUCCACAGUCUCUGGUCAUCUCCUG